Messenger RNA from Saccostrea cuccullata (small rock oyster), 2323 nucleotides. RefSeq lists its product as uncharacterized. Bases 119 to 2095 code for a protein of 658 amino acids. NCBI's taxonomy places the organism in Eukaryota, Metazoa, Mollusca, Bivalvia, Ostreida, Ostreidae. Gene Ontology annotation, molecular function: oxidoreductase activity; copper ion binding. The transcript is spliced from 2 exons. The record is from RefSeq and is a predicted model, not a curated record.
ACAUAAUAAGUUAAUUUUUCACAGAAACAUGAUGCACACAGGAUACAUGCUGUAUAUAAAAAUGAAAACCUAAGAACUGAACACUUAUUUUCUCCGGUCAACAAAGUGCGCCUCAGUAAUGGCAAAGAUCCUUCUAUUCCUUGCCCUCGUCAUACUCGAUUCUGCGUUUGGGUUUACCUGUGUUAAGGAAGAUGACGAAUGUUUUGGGAGCCUCGAAAUUGAUUACGCCUUUACAAUGAUUGAUCCCUUGAACGGACCAGUCUACGCCAAAGACCGUUCUCUGUUCACUGUUGAUGGUGAUGAGGAAGUACCAACAGAAUCUGUGAACACAGCAGACGGGUGGAACUUGACAACUACAAACUUACUGACCGCUAAUGGAAAAAUGCCAGGACCUAAUAUUGUCGUAUACCAGGAUCAGAAAAUUACUAUUAAAGUCAAAAACAAGCUGAUGAACGAGGCUAUCACGAUACACUGGCACGGUAUUGAUCAAUUUGGAUCACCUGCAAUGGACGGAGUGGCGUUCGUUACACAGUGUCCAAUCUUACCAGGACAACAUUUUAUAUACACAUUCCGGCCUCGCUUCGCCGGUACUUACUGGUACCAUUCCCAUGUCGGUAUACAGAGAGAAAUGGGGUUGUACGGGGCCUUUAUAGUUCUUAGAAGAGACGAUGACAUUCCUCCAGAAAGACAAUACAUCAUGCAAUUACAGGAAUGGAACCACUUGUACGACCCUGUCACUCGGUUUAAAGCUAAUUUACAAGGUACCGGUAAUGAUCAAAAAUCUAUCCUUAUCAAUGGAAAAGGAGAAUUCAAUGGCAAUAAUGCACCAUUGGAAGAGUUUGUCGUGGACAGAACCAAAUCCCAUGUAUUCCGAGUGAUCCACGUAGGCUCCGCUGAUUCCAUGCUGCUCUCCGUGCCAGGGUUAAAACUGAAAGUCAAAGAAACUGAUGGUUUUCCAGUCGAACCAAAAAUCGUAGACCAAAUUAUUAUUCUUCCGGCUGAAAGAUAUGAUUUCGAACUUGAUCUGCAAACCGCUUGUCAAAGUAAUUAUAAAAUUAUCGUGAAAAUUCUGACAGGUUCUGACUUAAAAGAAAACCCUAAUAUAAAAGGGUUAGCCAUUUUGAGAGUCACGGGAGUCAGCUCAGGCAACAGUUUGGGAUCUUCUGGACAUCAUCUAAAACAUAGGUCACAUCUUUCUGGACGAAAGGAAGGACAAUGGGAGAUCGAGUCGCAGUAUAAAAAAUACUGUGAAAAUAGAAGAGAGAAUACCAAAACAGUGCUUAAUUGUCCAUUUCAGAAAUAUCCAAAUUCUCCAGAAAAGACUUGCGUGCCAGUCUCUGAACUUAAAUCUACAUUUAAAGAACCAAAUGAUAGGGUAUUGAGAGGCUCUGAGACGUUUUUUCUAAACUUUGCGUUCGUAGGUGGUCCUUCAAUUAAUGGACGCAAAUUUAUUCCGCCAACAAUAGCAGCUUUGUUAGAACCGGAAGCAGUGGAUAGAAAAUGUGAAGGAUGUGGCGAUGAGAACCCGUGCUCCUGCACUCACACCAUAGAGUUGUCUUAUGACAAGGAAAUAAUUAUGGUAUUCCUCAAUCUCGGAAAAGGGGGUAGAUUAAACCAUCCAAUCCAUAUGCAUGGUCACACGUUUGAGGUUUUAAAGAUGGCCUUUCCGAAAGUAGAAAAAGAUUCGACCGGAACAGAUACUCUAAUACCAAAUGAAGAUAUCCAGUGUAGCAAAACUUUGCCGAAUGAUGAAAGCAAUUGCAAUAAUGCUCAAUGGAGAGACGAGUCAUGGAGUAACUACAAACUUAUACCAGGUAUUAACCUAAUCAACCCAGUCCGAAAGGACACCUUGUUGGUUCCGAUGGGUGGGUAUGCUGUGAUCCGAAUCUUCUCCGACAACCCCGGGGUGUGGUUUAUGCACUGCCACAUCGACAGUCACAUGAAGAAUGGAAUGGCGCUAAUGUUGUAUGAAGCCAUAGACCACAUACCCGAACUUCCUAACCUCCCAACCUGCCGCAGUUUCGACAACGAAGGCGAAGAAAUGGACGGUGAAUCGAAGUCACGACAUGCUUGGCGCCAUAAAAGUGAACUCUGAAAAGAUUUAACGAUUUGUUUGUGUUUUCUUUUUAGCUAUCCUCAUACUCAAUCCUCUACACCAAUAGUUCUUCGUUACCAUUGUCUGCCAUGACAGAUUUAUUGUACUCUUUGUGUCGGCUCCCUUUGUUUGGACUCACAUUUUUUUCCUUUUGCGAUUAGCUGUAGUAGUAUAUGACAUACUGUACAUCAUACACUUACUAACAAAUAAAGCUUUCCAUAUAUAACA